Messenger RNA from Oncorhynchus masou masou (cherry salmon), 1340 nucleotides. Its product is annotated as zinc finger protein 609. Gene Ontology annotation, cellular component: nucleus. The record is from RefSeq and is a predicted model, not a curated record. The transcript has 3 exons. Gene Ontology annotation, biological process: regulation of transcription by RNA polymerase II. Lineage: Eukaryota; Metazoa; Chordata; Actinopteri; Salmoniformes; Salmonidae. Bases 552 to 1340 code for a protein of 262 amino acids.
GCAAGUGGCUCGUUCUGCUUGUUGGUUACAUUGUAUCGCUCCCCUCAGCAUUGAACGAUCCAAACAGCCAUCAAGAUAUUAGAGAUUUCAACGAAAUCAAAUCCAGGAAUUAAACUGGUGAGGAAACUGCCAGAAUAUUGGAUUUUUACAAUUUGGACUAAAGAAAGGAUAUGCUUUAUUUUCAACCAGGGCUUUAAACUGAUUUUCAACGGGAUCUCAACGUGUGAUGGCAGCAGUCCAGUGAAUUAGCCGUUCCCUUCCCCUGGCGUUGGAUUUCUUGGGAGCACGUUGAUUGAUUUGUCUGUGUAUAUUUGCACAUUGGGGGGGAGGUGGGGUGGGUCAUCAAAGUGGUUUUUACCUUUACUAUCAGGAUCUAUGGAGUGUACAUAAACAUUCGCUGGAUUGGGUUUGUCAAAAGGAGCAGACAAUGUGGGUUACUGGGAAGGGGAUACGGAGAAGACCCUAAAGCUGCUGAAACCCUUCUCCCACUGCCCCAAGUGGUCUGAGAAGGUCAGACUGAACUGUGGCGCGCCUGGGCCGCUGGCACUAAGAUGUCCCUAAGCAGUGGCACUGCAGGCGGGAAAGGUGUGGACUCGAAUGCGGUGGACACUUACGACAGCGGUGACGAAUGGGACAUCGGUGUUGGCAAUCUGAUCAUUGACCUUGACGCAGACCUAGAAAAGGACAAACUUGAGAUGUCUGGCACUAAAGACGGUGGGGGCAUGGCUGCCCCUCCCAGCGCUGUAGCAGCUCUACCCGACAACAUUACAUUCGUUAGCCCCGUACCCGCUGUUCAAGGCAAAGAGAGUAAACCCAAAUCAAAGCGUAGUAAGAGCUCAAAGGACAGUGGCAAGGCAUCGGUUACAGACGGGGCCAAGAAAGACACCCCGGUGCGAACCCAGGGUGAGGUCACAGGUCCCGCGGCGAACUCAAACUCUGGAAAGGGCGCUGAGAAGAGCAGCAAAGCCUCCCGUAAUGUUCCUGGUGGAAAGAAGGACAAGGAGGGGGUUUCUGUGAAAAGUAAGAAGGAGAGAAGUGAAUCUGUGGCUACUAUUGAGAAGGAUGUAGGUGUCCUAGUGUUGCCUUUGGCAUGUCGUGGCGUUCCAUUUGAGGGUACGCAAAGUACAGACUUGGCUGUGGCUGAGCAACUUGGGAAUAUCGCCCUGGAUUCCACACGGAUUGUUGCACCACCGUUAGCCAUUAAAAGUGAGCCAGAGGAGAUGGACAACGGCGAAUGCAGAAACCUGAAGAAAAUGAAAAGUGAGAAGUGCAUGGGGCUCUAUCUUAACGCUAAUGUCUCCUCCUCGGGGGACUUUUACGCUGCUGUACACACCCCGUAG